Molecule: messenger RNA, 643 nt
Organism: Prosopis cineraria
Lineage: Eukaryota; Viridiplantae; Streptophyta; Magnoliopsida; Fabales; Fabaceae
Product: defensin NsD7-like
Exons: 2
Coding region: 91-327 (78 amino acids)
Biological process (GO): defense response
Source: RefSeq, a predicted model, not a curated record
CGUACGUACUAUAUAUAUUGUACAAUCCUUCAUCACCUUCCAACUCACACUUGAAAUUAAACCCAGCCAGCACCUUCAUUGAGUCUGAAGAUGGCUACCUCUCUCUUCAAGUUCGCUGUCUUCCUCUUCAUUGCCCUCGUCCUUUUCUCUCCCAACGAGAAUAAUAUUGCUGAAGCAAAACUUUGCCAAAAACUUAGCAAAACAUUUUCUGGGAUUUGUAUCCGCAAGAAACCAUGCAAGUCUGCAUGCGCAAAAGAAGGUGCUGUUGACGGAAGUUGUCACACUCAUGGUAUUGGACGUGCAUGCUUUUGCUACUUCCGGUGUUGAGAGACGCUAUCACGUGCCUUCCUCGUGCUGAUAUCAACCAGACAACCACCUCCUCAUACUAAGUUAUGAAUAUAUAUUAUAUAAAUAAAUAGUGCUUCAUUCGGUUAAAGCACUGUUCGUGCGCGCGCGCGUCAAAGUUCAUGUCUCGCUGUUUGGCUGGCUCGUAAUAAUUCAUCUAUUGUGUUUUUUCUUUUAUGUUCUUUUUCUUGGUUUCUUUAUGUGUUUUGUGAUGGAUAUUAUUGUAUCUGUUUCGUGUUAUAUAAUGAAUUGAAGGGUACGGUUGUGUUAUAAAAAGAGCACUCCGCGUCUGCUGGUA